This is a messenger RNA of Nylanderia fulva, 1959 nucleotides long. NCBI's taxonomy places the organism in Eukaryota, Metazoa, Arthropoda, Insecta, Hymenoptera, Formicidae. The record is from RefSeq and is a predicted model, not a curated record.
AUGAUCGACCGUAGCCCGGGUACAAGUAGCGCGAGUGCGUCGACGUCAAAUGUGACGGCAUCAGAGAUAGCGGCGCUGAAAAGAAAGCGCGGAAUAAUAAAGGGUUCGUGCACGCGGAUAAAAACGUUUGUGAAUAGCGUGAACGCGGUAGAUGACGAUGCACGAGCGCAAUUGGAAGUGAGGCGCGCGCGCUUAGACCCAAUAUGGAAAGAUUACUGCAAGGUGCAGUCGCAAUUAGAGGCAACAGACGAGGUCGAAAUAGAGGACAGAGUCGCGUUUGAAGACAACGUAUAUUCGUUGUGCGCGAGAAUGCGGCGAUUAUUGCAAAAUGACAGCGGUCAAAAUAGUCCGCGGGCCUCCACGCCAGUAUCAGCGCGAUCCGAGAGCGAAGCCGCAACAUACGUCCGUUUACCAAAAUUAAAUUUACCGUCUUUUUCCGGAAAGUACGAGGAAUGGUUCCCGUUCCAUGACACUUUUAUUUCGGUCAUACAUAAUAACAAAACAUUAUCUGACAUACAAAAAUUUCAAUAUUUACGGGCGUCGUUGACGGGUACAGCUCUCGACAUCGUCAAAACAUUAGAGAUAUCAAAUAACAAUUACGACCUUGCGUGGAAUAUUUUAAAAGAGCGUUAUAACAAUAAGCGUGUAAUCGUGCAGACACACAUAAAAGCGAUAUUCGAUUUAACGGCGAUUACGAAAGAAAGCGCGAGUGGCAUUCGGCAGCUGGCGGACGGUGCGGCGGCACACGUGCGCGCGUUAACUGCAUUGGACUGCAACGCCGACAAAUGGGACGCGUUGUUAAUACAUAUAAUUACGUCCAAAUUAGAUCACGUAACAUCUAGGGAGUGGCAUUCCUCCCUGGGGGGCUCGGAGUUGCCCGCAUUUAAAGAAUUAAUUGAUUUUCUCGCCCAUCGCAGUCAGAUUUUAGAGGAGUCGGCUGGGGGGGGGGGAUCAAGCGCUUCCGAGCGCUCCGACAUUUGUUCGCGGGCGCAAUCGACUUCGAGACGGCGCGCGCUGCAUGCGACGGUCGAGGGGGGAAGAUGCACUUAUUGCGGGGGUGCGCAUUUGAUAUACUUUUGCAAGGAAUUCCUAACGCUUCCGGUAAAUCGGCGCAUAGGUGAGGUGCGCGGUCGAAAACUCUGUCUAAAUUGCUUGCGUAGCCGUGAUCACGUGGCGGCCGAGUGCUCGUCGAGCGGCUGCAGGACAUGCAAGUUGAAGCAUAACACUCUGCUACAUCUCUCGAACCAGGGAAGAGGAAUUGAGAAUUCGCGGGCCGCCGGCUCAGCGGCGGACGGUUCGACUCCGAUUACGGGCGAUCCUGCCGUCGUGGUCGCGCACAGCGCGGUCGGGGGUGACGGCGCGGAGCCCUUACUGUCAACAGCGGUUGUUUACGUUUACGGCGCGGACGGUUCGCGGAUGUCAUGCCGUGCCUUGCUGGAUGCAGGAGCGCAGGCAAAUUUUAUUUCAAAUAAAUUCGUGGCGAAGUUGAGAUUAAAGACAUUGCCUACGGAAAUGUCAAUAUCGGGCAUAUUCGGAUCGACGUCCGUCUUAAAUCGGAUGGCGCGAGUCAGAUUCCGGUCGCGACUGAGUUCGUUCGAGGCCGAGCUGGACUGCGUUGUCACCGAUCGAAUCGCGGAUAGAGUUCCGGCGAGCACACUGAGACGUCAGGCCUUCAGGCUGCCGCCCGGCAUCGAUCUAGCGGACCCGAAAUUUAACGUAUUUUCCGACAUCGAUUUAUUGAUCGGGAUCGACUUAUUUUGGCGGCUGGCGUGCGUGGGCCAAAUUCAUGCGACAUCCGAGCACCCUCUUUUACAAAAAACACGUCUAGGCUGGAUUUUGGCCGGGCGUACGGGUGGGGCACUUCACGAUCGAGCGCCAAAUUGCGUGCGUUACACGCGACAAUUAAUAACGCGCAGCUCCACGAACGAGUUGAUCAAUUUUGGAGGAUCGAGGAAUUAG